This is a messenger RNA of Bactrocera latifrons, 4913 nucleotides long. RefSeq lists its product as uncharacterized. Lineage: Eukaryota; Metazoa; Arthropoda; Insecta; Diptera; Tephritidae. Gene Ontology annotation, biological process: regulation of sodium ion transport. The record is from RefSeq and is a predicted model, not a curated record.
GUAAGUGUGUAGUGAAAAGUGAAAUUCGUGCAUGAUUCCCGAUCGGUGCGCUAGUGUGUCGUCGUCGCCAUACAGUGUCGCGUUCAGUGCGUUAGUCAACGAAAUUUGGGUAGAAAACAGUUGGUUAAAUGUGCAAAGUAUGAAAUUCAAAUAGAAUUAAAUAAUUUCUUAACAAACGAAACGAGAUUAUUUCAUAUUUUACGUGUACGAAAUAAUAACAGUACUUUGCGAAGUGCAUUCGCCGCUAGUAAAUGCAACAAAACGAUGAUUUUUUUUUUUACUUUGUUAUUGUUCUUAUUACGUGAAUGCGUUGCGGUUUGAAGGUGUUUGCAUGCGUUAAAUGCGGGUCGCCUGCUAUUGUGUUUGCGUGUAUUUGUGUUGAAUUCGUUGAUGUGUUUCUAGUUUGAGUCAUACCUGCGGAAAAAGAAACAAAUUCCAACGCAGCGCAAAGCAAUUGUAAGCCAAGUGGCGAAUGAGUGUGUGCAAAUAGAAUUGUAGAAUUAAAAGUAAAUAACUUAAAUAAAUGGCAAUUGCAAAUAAAAUAAAAAUAAAAUAGUAGAGUGAUGAUGAAUUAGCAAACACCGGAAGUGAUAAAAGUGUUGGAAAAAGUUGACAAGCCGAACUCAGUGCCUACUAAGUGCUCAUAUAUCGAUUGCAUUUUUCUCUAAUUGCAGUGCGUUUUUUGUUGGUGUAAAGACUGCAACAUAAUUAACCGGUAGUGUUUUACUGCAAACUUGUGCUUGCAAAGUUGUUCAACGACUUUGCAGUAGUUCUCGACAAAUUUUAGUGAAAUCGUGCUGCCACAAUAUAAAGCGCACGACUGCAACAAAUUCAACGCAAAACCACUACAACACUUUUGUGCAACAGUAACAUUAACAACAGCCAACCAAAAAAAAAGUAUAUAGAAAAAAAAUACCAAGGUAAAGCAUUUGCCAAAAGUUCUGACUAUAGCAGCACCUACUUUUGGGCACUUCAAUUCGAGUGCAUAGCCAGCUGCACCUACAUACGUUUGCAGGCCGGAAAUGCCAGCGUGCUAAGUAACUUGUGAAAGUCGCCAACUCCUUUGUGCUAUGCUUUUGAGUGCUUGGUUGCAUACAUAUACCAAAUCCUUUUACAUUGUGCCGACUUUUAGUGUUUUCUGGGAAUAUUGAGUCAGCCCGAUAUUUGUACGUCCCUAGCGUUGAUUCAUCUUAGCUGGACAAUAAAUAAACGACAUCUACAGAACGGAAGCUGCCGCACUUGCAACAUUUUCAGUGGCAUAUUUUUUCACUGCUGACUUCUUUUUCCUGCGGGCAGUGGAUAGCGCUUUUUAAGCUAUAUAUCCACAUAGUAUUUUCUGUCCCCAACUUUUUAAUGGAAUAAUUAUGUCAUGGGAUCGUGUACGCGACGACACUUUAUGCUGUCAACAUGCUUGCUGCAAAUGAUAACAAUUAUCGAACGCCAAGUAUUCGACUUUCUCGGAUAUAUGUGGGCGCCCAUUUUGGUCAAUUUCUUUCACAUAAUUUUCAUUAUAUUGGGAUUUUAUGGAGCAUAUCACUUUAGAAUAAAAUAUAUAAUAACGUAUUUAAUAUGGAGCUUCGUUUGGAUUGGUUGGAAUGCUUUUCUCAUAUGCUUUUACCUGAAUGUAGGCAUAUUGGAUCGGUCGAUUUCGUGAAUGGCGACGCCAAGAGUCCCCAGCACACGGUGGUCCAUCCAAUGUACGUGAGCUACAGCAGCAUACCGACCUCGGCUAGCGCUAGCGCUACAUUGCUCUCAAAUAAGCAUCACAACAAUCACCAAGCACCACUUAACAAUAACAACCACAACCACCAAAUUCAUGCGCAACAACAGCAACUGCAACUGCAGCAGCAACAACUCCACCAUCAUCAGCAACCAAAUAAUUUUAACAGUAACACAUUUCUAAUACACACAAACAGCAUCAGCAACAACAGCCAUAGCCAUCAUAGUCAUAGUCAAGGUCAGAGUCAGAGUCAGAGUCACAGUCAUAGCAAUAGUCGCAGCCGCAGCCACAGCCGCAGCAAUAGCCAGAGCGGUGGCAACGGCGUCGGCGGUGGUGGCGGCGGYGCGUCAAAGAAAGGUCGUGGCGGCAGUGGCGGCGGCGAUGGCAACAGCAACUAUCACAGCGCGAGCAAAAAUAGCACCUUAACACGCAUACUUUACAGUCCGAAGAGUAGCAAUAAGAUUGGCGCCACGACGGGCAAUACGAUUGUGGUGGCAACGGAGAUGUUGCAGCGUCARCAAUCGCUGCCACAAACGCAUACCGCCAAUUUACAUGGCGCGCAGCAUUAUUAUGACGACAGCACCGCCAAGGCGGAUCAGCUGUAUACGAACAGCAAUCGACGACAGUUCUUGAACGGCGCAACAACAUAUCAACAACAGCAGCAACAACAACAGCAAGUUGGCACACCGAAUUCGUCGACGCACGACAACACCACCUCGUCGCUCUCGUACGCUUCGCUGCAGAAUUCCAAUUUGAAUUUGACACAGAGCUUGCGCGGUUUCGGCGGCGGCGGCCCCGGUGUUGGGUUCGCUUACACCGGCACCGGCAGCGGCGGAGUAAGGCAUGUUAACAAGAAGUCCAAGCACCGCCAAUCGCUCUACUCCAUCGAAUUCGGACCCAGCAUCGACACGAUACGCAGUCGUGCCGACACCAUACUCGACUACGACGAUCACCUGCAUGGCCGUGACGAUGGCGGCGAGUUGUCGCCGAAGCCGAUGACACCGCGACGCGUCAAGCGGCGUUCGGUGAUGGCGCGCGGCACGAACAGCCGCCAAUCGACCACCAGYCGGCGCAGUCAUCAUGGACGCGGCGAGCGCGGUGAAAGCGGCACACAUGGCAGCAGCAGCAGCGGUGGCGGCACACAUCCGCGUAAUAGCACACGCAGCUCGCGAAGGAAAUAUCAACAGAACCCGGUGACUAAACUCUUAGAUCAGCAACAAUUACAAUUGCAGCAGCAGCAACAGCAACAACAGCAUAUCCAUCAUCAUCAUUCGCAUGGCGGCCAUCAUGGCCAGCCGAAACAGAAGUUGGGCUCAUUCCAACACAAGGAAGUACCAGCACCCCUGACGGCCUCGAAUUUGCAGACCCUCAACCAGGAAAUUAUAAAUAAUACAAGCGGCAGCACAGUUGUAAGUGCCGCGGCAACUGAUGCCGGCGGUACUUUGAAUAAUAUUUUACUGAGCRGUGGCAGUCUCACGAAAACCAAUAAUAAUCAUUAUCAUAGCUUUCGUAAGAAUAUACCGCCCGAUCCGAUUUAUUACAACACCAAUGCGCAGACGGGUCUCUACCAACAAACGUGGCAAUCGAAUUCACAAUCACCGAUUGUGGGCGAUGAGCCACCACCUACGCCAACACUGACUCCCACACUAGCCGGUCACUUCAAUCCGACUUAUCAACAUUCGACGACGAAUCUCAAUGACGUGGAACACGUCGACGAGUUGUAUAACAAUCGACCGCCUUCGGUACGUUCCAGYUAUUCGAAUUUCCACGGCACGCGGCCGCUCUCUUCCUACUUGUCGAACUCGGCUGCUACGGAGAAUGUAUUCGCCGGCUUAACUGGCGCUGCUACACAGUCGCCGUCUGCUGGUACGCAGCAGGCGCAGCAACAACAACAGCAGUCACAACAUUUGCCAAUUCUACCACCAUUGCCGCCGCAUGUGGCCCCAGCCACACCGCCCUUGUAUCAAACGAAUCCGCUGCAUCAACAUCCGCAUGUGGCUGGUCAACAGCAUAUACCGCCCUUGCCAUCGCCAAAUUUCCMCAGCACGUCACCGCAGAAUAUACCUUUCGGCAAGCGAACUGCGUCGCGUGAGAGUAUACGAUCUAUGGCGUUCCUGAAUAGCGGACCACCAGCCUACAAUCUUAACUAUCACACGCCACCCGACUCAGAGACGACAAUGUAGUUGAGGUGGCCUAYAUAUAAGCAGAGAAGAAGCAGAAGCGUAAAUUGUGGAAGCUCGAUAGCGCGGGAAGACCAAUUGUGCUUAACUUGACUACAACAAAAACCGUCCAACUUGACUGGGUUGUAAAUGUUACGUUGUAAACUAUUUAAUGUAAAUUAAGCCCUAGAAAUACAUAUAUAUAUACUUUGUCUAAAUAUAUACAUAAACUGUGCCUAAAGUUUUAUGGUUAAUUCAAGCUUUGGAAAAGCAAAAGCUUUCAGUAGAAACUUAUUUAGAAAAUAUAUUUAUAAGCUUAAAUAACGGAUUUUUAGAUACUUUAAUAUACCUUUACUAAGUUGUAGUUGUAAAGCGGCAAUUUUAUGAAAGCUUUAUUAAGAGGUGCCUUCGCAUUUACUUUCUAUAUGAAAUUUUCAUAAACUUUAAACAUAUGUAAAGUGAAAUGAUGACAAACUUGAAGUUAAAGCAUUCGAAGUCACCCACUACACUUUGAACAUGACAAACUUGAAGUUAAAGCAUUCGAAGUCAACCACUACACUUUUGGUGAGUUACUAACACACCUGAAAUGAAACCUUUUGAGAUCAACCACUACAGUUUUGGAGAGCUUCGGAACAUUAAAUUUUUGUAAAUUUUAUAUUUAAAUGAAAGCUCUCAAAAUCAGCCACUACAAUUUUGGAGAGCUUAAUAGUCACACACUUAAGGUGAAAGCUUUCGAUGUCAACCACUAAAUUUUGGACAGCUUGAGUCAUCCUUUUAAUUAUACAAAUGUGUGCCUUUAAGUAGUAAUUACUUUUAUUGAAGCUUUCAUUCAUUUUAAACUAACUAAAAAAUUGAAAGCUUCCAGUUAAUAGAAAAGAGAUGUACAGCUACAGCAUUAAGUUGGUGAGAGCUUUCAUUUCAUAAAGCUCACAAUAAAAUCUUGCACAAGUAAAGCUUWAAUUUUCUAAAUUUUUUUUUUUGUUUUAUAGUUUGUAACCUAUAUUUAUGGAAAACUAAGUACUUAGUUUGAGAAA